AGGGCUGUAUCUGCUCCUUGAAAGGAGGCAUAUAGGGGUGUGGAAGCUGAAGUUCAGAGGACAACAGGUAUAGGGGAUACCCCAAUUUCAUUAUUUCCCAUGGGGAUCCAUUCCAGUCUUGGACAGCCAUGGUCAUUGCUGAUUCCUGUAUGUGUAAAGACGCUCCAGCUGCCAGGGAGUGAGAACUGAGAGGGUCAGUGAUCCACCUGCUGUGAGGCGGCUGUCCCACCAGCAGCUCUUGGCUCAGGUGACAAAGAAGGAGUUAACAAGUGUGAUUGCAAGAACCCCAGGCCAGUGACCAGCCCAGAGCACAGGGAGCAGGACUGAGCUGGUGGGUGCAGGCUGGCGUGAACAUGAAGGAGUUCUGCAGUGCUCUGCUGGCUCUGUGCUGGGCUUUCAGGGUUGGAGAAUCUCGAGAGAGCCUCCCGAUGCAGAGCCUGCACUGCUACAAUGACUACACCUCCCGGACGACCUGCACGUGGCAGGAGUGCACAGCGGCACGUCGCUUCAUCCAGGUGACUCUUCACCAUGAGGACAAUAUAGACAAGAGAAGCACACAGAUCCCAUGUGAGCCUCAGGGAGGCAAGGAGUUGCCGAUCUGCCAGGACUCCUGUGUCUGCUGGAGCUGCCACAGGAACAGCACCCAUUUUGGACUUCGGGUGAACGACAAUUACAGUUUCAAACCUGAUCGGUUGCUGCAGGCUGAGCUGAACGUCAGCCUCUUCCAGAAUGGUAAGGGAAAGACAUCCACCACUCUCUUCUCUCCAGGAUUAUUUUUGAUCCUUUCACAUGAAUACUUCUCCUUCUGCGCAGGUCCCCCCACCCUAUCCAAGAAUCCUGAUCCCCAGAGUGGACUGGGUUAA
Messenger RNA from Chrysemys picta bellii (western painted turtle), 863 nucleotides. The record is from RefSeq and is a predicted model, not a curated record. Lineage: Eukaryota; Metazoa; Chordata; Testudines; Emydidae.